AUGGAUUUUCACGGGACUGAGCGGAAAACCCGCUACACGCUGGUGGCACUGAUGGUGCUGCUCGUUCCGGCAAUUGUGGCCGAAAGUGCCGAUGUUGUCGACGGGAAGCCCAAAGCAGGCGACGAACCGGUCAGGAUCCAGCUCGAUCCGUUCAUGGAGCUGUGCCGGGGUACGUAUGAGCGGUCAGUCGCCUACACCAGUCUCCUGGUCUGUUGGCACGACGUCCGCAACGCGUACGGUGAGCUUGCGCCGACCAGGGUGGAGCUGCUCAACUACGAGCCGUUCGUCGUGUUGCUGCACGAUGUGCUGCACGAGGGAGAGAUCGCCCGUCUUCAGAAGCUGGGUGAGUCGAUCAUCAAGGUGUCCGGGUUGACGAACGACAGCUGGGUGCCGGUGUUCUACGACAAUCACCAGACGUUCACGUUGCACGAUCGGGACGAUACGGUGGUGAGCACGAUCACGCAGCGCGUCGAGCAGGUGACGGGACUGAGCUGCGAGACGGCCGAGGACCUGAAGGUGAUCUACGACGAGAUUGGCUCGUACAAGACGCUCGACAUGGACGUCAUCCAGACCCCGGAAGACAAGCGUCGGUUCGCCUACUCCGGCAACCGGCUCGCCACGGUGCUGUUCUUCCUGACCGAUGAGCAAGACGGCGGCUACACGAUCUUCCCGAAGCUGCGCCUCACCAUUCGCCCGAAGAAGGGUGCGGCCGCGAUGUGGUACAAUCUGAAGGAGACGGGCGAGCCGCACGAGCUCAUGAAGUACAGCAACUGUCCGCUGAUGGGUGGCUCAAAGUGGACGGCCAAAAAGAUCCUCCACACCCGCGGCAACGAGUUCCGUGAUCCGUGCCGUCCGAAAGCGCAACCGAGCGCCAAUUAG
Molecule: messenger RNA, 879 nt
Organism: Anopheles coustani
Lineage: Eukaryota; Metazoa; Arthropoda; Insecta; Diptera; Culicidae
Product: prolyl 4-hydroxylase subunit alpha-1-like
Exons: 2
Coding region: 1-879 (292 amino acids)
Biological process (GO): peptidyl-proline hydroxylation to 4-hydroxy-L-proline
Cellular component (GO): endoplasmic reticulum
Molecular function (GO): L-ascorbic acid binding; iron ion binding; procollagen-proline 4-dioxygenase activity
Source: RefSeq, a predicted model, not a curated record